GUCGACGUUUUGACGCCAUAACACAUUACCACUCGUCAACUUGCUCGGAAAGCAUCAGCACGAGCUACCCCGCUCCAUCACUCAGCAGAUCAUACAGCUGUUUCUCACAGUCAAGGUCUAGGCUCUUCGUUCAAGCCUCGCCCCCAAUUGUAGAUCGCUGAAUCCGCACACCUCAAGCGACUCAUCGACCUCGUGUCCAUCUCAUCUUCUCCCCUUUCAGCCUCUGACAACCUCUCAUCACCAUGGCAGCUCUUCCCAAACGUAUCCUCAAGGAGACCGAACGUCUCAUGUCGGAUGCACCUCCUGGCAUUUCUGCGGCUCCCAACAACGAUAAUCUUCGUCAUUUCGAUGUGACCGUUGCUGGACCCGAUCAAUCGCCAUACGAAGGCGGCGUGUUCAAACUUGAGCUUUUCUUACCUGAUGAGUACCCUAUGAACCCUCCCAAAGUGAGAUUCCUCACGCGAAUUUAUCACCCAAACAUUGACAAGCUCGGUCGAAUUUGUUUGGAUAUUCUGAAAGACAAGUGGUCUCCAGCAUUGCAAAUCAGGACAGUAUUACUCUCCAUCCAAGCUCUGCUCGGCGCGCCGAACCCUGACGACCCACUCGCCAACGAUGUCGCUCAGAAUUGGAAAGAGGAUGAAAAGGCAGCUAUCGCUCAGGCUAAGGAGUGGACGAGGCUGUACGCCAAUGGAGAAUAAUUAGUAUAAAAAGAAUGGUGUGAACAUUUUUGGAGGGAUAGACUGAGGACAGUAGUGGAUGACUGUGAGGCGUUGAAGGCGUUUUGAAUCCGAUCUUGUCUGGAGGCGGGAGGGGAUCAUGGGAUCAGGACAGCGUGAGCAAGGGGAAUGGAGACGGAAGGUCUUCGUACAAGAAUGGAAGACUGGCGGCGACUUGGGGCAUUCGAUGGCUCCUAUUUUGCCACAUGGUUUCCUUGACCCAUUCCUUUUCUUUGACAGGACAAGAUACCCAGGCAUGAAUCAUUCCAACUUUCAGAA
Molecule: messenger RNA, 995 nt
Organism: Kockovaella imperatae
Lineage: Eukaryota; Fungi; Basidiomycota; Tremellomycetes; Tremellales; Cuniculitremaceae
Product: ubiquitin-conjugating enzyme/RWD-like protein
Exons: 5
Coding region: 243-698 (151 amino acids)
Biological process (GO): protein K63-linked ubiquitination; DNA damage tolerance
Cellular component (GO): nucleus
Molecular function (GO): ubiquitin conjugating enzyme activity
Source: RefSeq, a predicted model, not a curated record